AUGCCAUGGAUCGACGGAAAUUCGUUUUCUCAUAUUCGCCCUGCACUCGCCGUCGCACCGCACGAGGUCUCGCGACGGCGACUCUUGCCAUUCUCGUCGUCCCAGGACAGGCAGGACCUGCACCAAUCUGUUCUCGUGUCUCAAAUUGACAUGCAGCUAGCUCUGCUUUCGUGCGAUCCAGCACGCCACGCCCCCAUUCAAGUCGGACAGCCGUCUGCAGCUCAUGAUGCAUCUGCGGGGCGAGAAGUGCAUCGCGUAUCUGGUAAAUCAGCACCAGCAGCACCAGUACCAGAUCCCUCAAAGCUUGUUAAGAGGGUUCAUUUCGGUUUCGGUACACACGUCUACAAGGUCCUUUCGGCAUUCAAGGUCGGUGUACUUUUGACUUGCCUGCUUUGGCCUUACCCUGCCGAGGUUGCGUACGCCCCUCGUCCCGACCUCUUUCGACGUUUCGAACCCUGGGGGCUCUGUACAUGCCCCGUGGACGCACCCGACACCUUCUGGUGCGUUGUCCUCCAGUCUCUCUAUUGCUCUUCACCGCUGCGAGGCCGCUCGACCGCUCUUCUGAAUCUCGAGAGUCUGGCUCCGAGUCGACUAAGCUUGCAGCUGCAUCCAAGAGGCAUCAUCGAGUUUCCGGUUUGCCAGUGGCUCGGUACACCGUAUGAUUGGACGUCUACAUUGUCCGCCUCCACUGCCGAUACGAUCGGUACCUCUUUGCGCCCCAGCCCUCAGCUGUACAUGUGUCAGAGUCUGUCUACCUGUCUGUCUACUGAGCGAGGGACAAGAUUUCGCUGCUCGCUUCCCGCCUUGUCCGUUGCCCCAGCUGGCAGCGGGUGCUCCAUCAUCAAUCAACCUAAUCAGCCUUACCACGACGCUUGA
This is a messenger RNA of Colletotrichum navitas, 876 nucleotides long. RefSeq lists its product as uncharacterized. The record is from RefSeq and is a predicted model, not a curated record. The transcript is spliced from 5 exons. Bases 1 to 876 code for a protein of 291 amino acids. Lineage: Eukaryota; Fungi; Ascomycota; Sordariomycetes; Glomerellales; Glomerellaceae.